AUGCCAGAGAUAGCCAUCGGCGGGGCCGGCUUCGCGAUCAGCCAGGGCCUGAUGGCGCAGUUGGCGCCGGAGGUGCAGCGAUGCAGGCAGGCCUACUCGUGGAACUGGCAGGGAGACGUCCGCGUCGCCCAGUGCGUGGCGGACCUCGGCUACGGGGUCGAGGACGACCCCCACCUCUACCCGGAGGGCGUGGCCACCGAGCUCCGCUACAGCGGCAGCCGGCUCCUCGACGGCUCAGGCGUGCCCCCCGCGUCCUUCCACCACCUCGCGCCAGAGGAGCUCGACCGCCUCCACAUGGCGCAGGUGGCGCGCGGCGCCGGGGCCACCGGUGCGGGCGACGCAGACUUUGGCGCGCUGGCGCUGCGGGAGGCGACCCACCACGAGCCCAGCCUCAACCUCACCUUCCGCCUGCGCUUCGGCUGGCAGGUGGAGGUCGAGGGCGCGGCGCGCGGCCGCCUCGUGGCCGGGAGGCUCAAGGCGUUCGAGGCGACCCCGCCUGGAGGCUUCUUGCAAGACUACGGAGGGCAGCCGUGCGGCGGCGAGCCCGCUGGCGCCGCCCUCGAGGUGCUCGUCGAGGGGCGGUGCCGGGCCUGCGGCGGGGGCGCCGCGCUGGCCGUAUGGCACUGCGUCGCGGCCGAGGCCGAGCCCGCUCAUCUCCUGCAGCAGUACCUCAAGAUGGCUGGUCUCUCCUCGGACUCUACGGCGCUGGAGCUCGCUCACCAGUUCGAAGAGGCAGCGGAGCGGGUCAAGCCGAAGCCCAAGGCGAAGUGCCCGCACGUUGCCCUGCGCGAAGCUACCUCGCUCCGUGCUCAGAAGCAGGCCAAGCUCGCCAAGGCGUCCAAGCAGCUCCUCUCGGCGGAGGCCUGGCUGGAGGAGUGUAAGGGGCGCCAGCUCGCGGCAGCGGAGGAGCUCUUCGAGGCGGACCAGGCUACCCCGAUCUUCGGAGUUGACCCCCAGCUCUUCCAGGACCUGGACGACUACGAGGAGGAGGACAAGCAAAAGUUGCUGCAGUUCCAGAAGGAGCUCGAUGACGUCGCCACCCAGGCCAAGGCCCGCGAGCAACAGUUCAAGGAGCUGCUUGCCUCGGCCAAGCAGGCGCUGCGGGCCCCCCGCAAGCGGCGCCGCGCCGAGGGCGGCCAGGCCAGGGCGGACGAGGCAGAGGGCGCGGCCUCGGAGGCAGCUCCUGCCUCGCCCAGCGGGCCGCUGGCCGUGGCGAGGUCGCCACUGAAGGUGCUGCUCCUGGUCGCGACGCUCCUGCUGAGCCCGCUGCCGCCCACGAGCGCGGGUAGCACGGGCGCCCCAGUCGGAGAUGCUACGGCGUUCUAUUCUAAUAUCACAGAGCGGGGCCCUCAGGCCCGACGGUUCCUCACGGAGAAGUUUUACGAUCAUUCAGUUGUGGCCCUGGUGGAGACCCAUCAAGGGGCUAACGCCUUGCCGCAGCUGGAGACCGACCUCGACAAGGACGGAUGGCAGUUGAGCUCUACUCCCGCGCGUCCCUCUGGGCGCUCGGAGUCGGGCCUCAGUGGAGGUGAAUGGAUCCUCACACGCAAGUUUGUUGUCAGCUCUUCUGUUCAGCGCAUGCGUGCGGCCGCCCGUGCUGAAGGCCGCCAGGACCCCUGCAAAGGGUUCGUUCCGCUCACCCUGCACUUGAGGACGGGGAAUGUGGUGGCGAUCGCCGCCUACCUGCAGCCUGGCCUGGAGUUCCGCGGCAUCAAUAACGGCAUCAUGGUCGCACUGGCGCCCUUUACUUGGGCUCUUGCGGACCCGUGGCUGGUUGUUGCGGAUUGGAAUUGUGAGCCGUCCAGUCCCGUGGCCAGCGGCUGGGUUCAGCCGUUGCAGGCGCGGGCGGAGGCCCCGUUGAAUUGUAAAGUGACUUGUGAUAAGGGCCCUGGCCGCUUGUAUGACUAUGUGCUUGCCAGCCACACGUGCCCCGACUUGACGUUGCAUGAUGUGCAGAGUGCCCCUUGGAAGACGCACUGCGGGAUUUUGAUCACCAUCAAGGGCGCGCGUGAGGAGCGCUGGGCCUCGAAGUUAGUCGCGCCCAAGGCUCUGCCCACUGCCGUGCGGUUCCACCGCAGACUCCUGCCCCACAGCGCGUUCCGCCCCCCUCUGGACCUGUCUGCUUACGCGACCAAGCUGUCUUCCAUCAGACGUACCCACACGAGGAACAGCUAUGCCGAGCGGUGGGGCAUCACCACCACUCUCUUGGUUCGUUUCCGCGCCCUCACCCGUAACGGGGUCGACCUGUGCCAGGCUCGGGACUGCCUGUCCCAACUACGGCGGCAUCUGCAGAGUCUGGAUCUGCUGGAGAAGGACGCGUACGUUGGCAAGAAGACUACUCUCGAGCUCGCCAAGGCGUGGGUCUCGGACGCGGGCAUCCUGGAUGAGCUAGAGGAUGAUGCGUUGGACCAGGUCGUACAGCUGCCCCAGCGCUGGUCGGACUGGGCUUCUUCACGGGCAAUGACAGCAUCCAGGGCCAGUUUCAUGGUGUGGGUGCGCGAGCAGUGGCGACGCAAACCAGGCUUACUGCAUCGCCACGUCAAGCCAGACCCUACACCUGAAUGGGAAGGUGCUGGCCCUGAUGGUUGCCCCACCAGUCACCUCCAACUUCUCUUAGAAGGCAAGCGCCAGCACUGGUCUGAGAUCUGGCGCGAGAAGGUGGACACUCAAGAGGACCUCCACUACUGGCUGAACCAGUUGCACUCGGACGCCUUGGAGGAAGCGCUGCCGCCCUUUGAGCUCGACCAGCUCACCUCCACCCUACGGGCCAUGCCAUCGAGCAAGGCUCAAGGAGUUGACGCGCUGGGGCCAAACGACGUGCUGCGACUGCCAGAUAUUGGCCGCCGAGCGCUGGUGAACCUCUUGAAUGGUAUUGAGCUUUCAGGAGUGUGGCCUGUGGAAAUUACGACAGUUCUCGGCGCCUCCAUUCCAAAGGAGGCUGGCGGCCACAGGGUGCUCGGUCUGAUGCCUCACACGGCCAAGUUGUGGAGCAGGCGACGCUUGGCACAAGCGACCCCUCUGUGCAGCUUCGACGGGAUGUGCUUACUGAGUGGUUUCGCAUGUGAAUUGCGCACCCGUGUUUGCAUGGCCGCAUUGCUCGGGUUUGGCCACGUGUUCGUGCUGGACUGGGUGAUCGUGUCCGCCGGCGCGGUGUCCGCGGGUGCUGAGGGGCCAGAAGACUACACGUUCCUUGCCUUCGGCGAGGAUGGCUACAACGACACCGUGCUGGAGGAUUUCAGUGAGCUCCUGGCGGACUUUGAACGCGAUUGCAGUGCUGCUGCCUGGCGGCUGGCCGCCAAGCAUCCAGAUGGCGAAGAGCUCGCGGAUGGAGCUGAUCUGCAUGGCAUUCAGCGUGAGUUGGAGGCCUUCGCCAGGAAGGGUGACAUGGACCUGUGGGGUGCGACGGUCUCGGUGACAGCAGGGCGAGAGCCCCCCGCGCCGCCGCCCUGCCGCCGGCCCGCGUCGGCGGCCUGCGGCAUCCUCAACGCCAGGAGCUCCGCGCGCCUCAGUGGAGGGCCGGUCGAGGCGGCGGCCCGGCACGCGGCGAGCCGGCCGCCCCCGGCGAGCCUGCCGCCCCCGUCCGCCUCAGAAAAAGUCGAGGCGGAGGUUCGCGUUCGCAAUGAGAAGUUCGCGUUCGCAGCCAAUCUCCGUUACCUCCGUAGCCAACCAGAGGCUAGAGUUCGCAAUGUUCGCGCCUUCGAACCUGGGCUGUCGGGGCGGGGUUCGAACCUGGAUCUGGUUCCUUAA
Prorocentrum cordatum is the source of this 3747-nucleotide messenger RNA. The record is from the annotation of a GenBank genome assembly. Lineage: Eukaryota; Dinophyceae; Prorocentrales; Prorocentraceae.